UACAAAAUAAACACAUUUUGCAUUUGAGAAAAAAUUGGACGAGAAUACAAAAAUGGCAACGCGAGGAGCUGCUGCUGCGUUCGUAAUAUGGAAGCACCGAAGCAACCCUUCUCUUCGAUCUCAAUCAUCACACCAUUUCUAUCCCGUUUUCAAACCUCAAAUCAUCCCAAAAGGGUUUAGAUAUCAAAUUAGGGCGAUACAAGGAGCAAGUGUUGAUCCCGUUACACAAUUAAAGAACAACGAUGAGCCAAAACCUGAGAAUUGGAAAAUCAAAAUGCUUUACGAUGGGGAUUGCCCUCUCUGUAUGCGUGAGGUUAAUAUGCUUAAGGAAAGGAAUGAGGAAAAUGGAACGAUAAAGUUCGUUGACAUCAGUUCCGAUGAUUAUUCCCCGCAAGAGAAUCAAGGGCUUGAUUACAAAACAGUUAUGGGGCAAAUCCACGCGAUUCAGUCCGAUGGAAAUGUGGUAACGGGUGUGGAGGCAUUUAGGAAACUAUAUGAGGAGGUUGGGCUUGGGUGGGUUUACACUAUCACUAAAUUUGAACCAAUAGGGAAGGUAGCUGAUGCAGUGUAUGAUUUCUGGGCUAAGUAUCGACUUCAGGUCACAGGGCGGCCACCUAUAGAAGCUAUUUUGGAAGCGAGAAAGAAAAAUAAGGUAGAGACAUGUGGUGACAGUAAGGCGUGCAAGACGUGAUUUUUCUUACAAAUUCACAUAUACCACAGCCAGUUUGGACUUACUUAUACUCUCUUGCCCACAUUUUGUAAACUUGAGUGUUUCUAUGUAUUAGAAAAGACCUCGUUACAUAUAUUUCCGACCAGAUCUUCCUUUGGAAA
Raphanus sativus (radish) is the source of this 831-nucleotide messenger RNA. RefSeq lists its product as uncharacterized. The transcript has 8 exons. NCBI's taxonomy places the organism in Eukaryota, Viridiplantae, Streptophyta, Magnoliopsida, Brassicales, Brassicaceae. The record is from RefSeq and is a predicted model, not a curated record. Gene Ontology annotation, molecular function: protein-disulfide reductase activity. Bases 53 to 691 code for a protein of 212 amino acids.